GUCUAAUCUAACUGUAAAUUAGUAGUUCCCAGAGACAAAGUUGUCUAGUAGUUGAAGUAGUUCUUAUUGUUAAUCAUAAUCCGUUUUGAAAGAAUUUGGAAAUACAUCUGUGAUUUUUUGUAAUAAAACCAAAAUUUGUCCAUGAUGCUAAAAAUACUUUCCUCAAUUUCCACAGUUUUAACUGAUUAAAUUCUCCUUUCGAAAAAGCACUAAAAGUAUUUAAUAAUUAGAUUUUAGGGCGUGGUUCAUAAAUCAGAACUAUUUGGCUCUAUAGCAACUGAGCUCUAUUCAGCUACGUGCCCUUGUAUUUGUUUACAUUCGCCUACUCUACAAUGUAUACAAAACUUCAAAGUUUUGUUUGUAUCAUACAAUACAACAAUUUUCAAUAAAUGCUAAUGUUCUAAUCUGAGUUUGAUAUUAACAAUGGGAUCCGAAAAGCUGCUAUUUCGCUUGGAGCAGCCCCAUGGGAAUGGGGACAUUUUUAUAUCAUGGCAAAAGGGAUCUGGGAUGUACAUGGCUACAACUGGAGUCGACUGCAUGGUCAAUAUAUUCGAUAGGUAUGGGGAAAUUAUUGAGAGGAUUCGUUUGCCGAACCUAUGUACAAGUUUCAGUUGGGAUUGUGAUGGCGAUUUAUUGGGAGUCGUAAGCCAGUCCCAAUUGAUGAUAUGGGACGCGAAUGCUACUAAAAAGAACAUAAUUGAUGUAGGCCUAAAAGAUUACAUGUCGUGUUUAGUGUGGGCAAAAACUGGCCCUGUAUUAGCAGUUGGAACUAUGAAAGGAAACGUCUCUAUUUAUAAUCAUGAUACUUCUAAGAGAAUACCAAUUAUUGGCAAGCAUACGAAAAAAAUUACCUGCGGCGCUUGGAAUAGGGAUAAUCUUCUCGCUCUUGGUUCUGAGGAUAAAACAAUUUCAGUUAGUAAUAUUGAAGGAGACACAUUAAAAAUAAUCAACCUAAGGGCCGAACCAUCAGAUUUACAAUUUUCCGAAAUAAAACUGGAUGAAAGAGUUGGAGGUGAAAAUACUAUCAGUGCUGUGGUUGGGAGGCGAACUCUCUACUUAUAUAAAUUGCUGGAUCCGGAUAAUCCUUUCGAGCUAGCCUUCCAACAGCAUUAUGGUUCGAUAGUUACCUAUAAAUGGUACGGAGACGGGUACAUGCUGAUAGGAUUUUCCGCAGGAUUUUUUAUUUCCAUAUCCACUCAUAUCAAAGAAGUUGGACAAGAACUGUUUCAAAUCAGGAACCACAAAAAUAUACUAACUGAUAUAUCAAUUUGUGAGGCUGUGGGAAAAGCAGCGUCUUGUGGUGAUAACAAUGUGAAAAUUCAUGACUUAUCGAAUCUUCAAGAAACGUCUAGUGUUUUAAGUUUGCCCCAAGAAUCGGGAUUAGAACGAAUUUCGUGGAGCUCUGAUGGUCAGUUGCUUGCUGUUAUUACUAGGGGUGGAUCGGUCAAUGUUUACAUAUCUCAUAUGCAACUUCUCAGCUCUGUGUGUCCUCCGCGAGUCGCCAUUCUGUCAAGCUUAACAGAAGUUAGUCUUUACAGUUAUAGCUCUGAUAAUAAGCAAAAGUUGAAACCAGUUUUUGUCAACUUACCAAUCGAACCUUCAUUUAUUGGUGUUGGUCAAUUUCAUAUGGCUGCCGGUAUGAAUAACAGGAUUUGGUUUUAUGACUUGACAAAGUCUCAGCCAGGCUCAGAGGAUAUGCCUUUGAGUUUAAGCGACCGGCAGUAUUUAGGAGCUGUAACUAGCGUAAAGCUUAAUCCGGAAUACGCGUCUGUUCUUUUUGAAGGAAAAAUCCAACUGCACAUGAUUGAACAACCUGAUCUUUGCCAUGAAGACCGCGAAUCAAUGAUGUUUCCAGAAGCUUUAAAUCAAAAUCUAGUCAUUACUUGCCAUGACCUUACUACGGAUUUUUUAGUAUAUGGUACUGAUAUGGGUCAUAUAAUUUACUUUCAUAUAGAAGAGUGGUCGAAAGCAAUAGAAUACAAACAUAAUAUUGGAAUAAGUAAUAUUUAUGUAGAUCCCGCAGGCACAAGGUUGGUUCUUAUAGAUGGAAAAGGUCUUGGAUACGUGUAUAACGGGGUUACCAAUGAGCUAAUACCUAUACCAAAUAUUCCAAGUAAAGUGAACGGUGUCACAUGGGACAGUAAUAUUUGUGAUAGAAACAUUUUCAUUAUUUACGAUGACAAUGAUAUACAUACUUAUUUAUAUAUAAAAUUACACAUUGAUGGAACACGAGUUAAAAAAAUUGGUGAAACUGUUCUGGUGUCAAAACAGAUCCCAUUAAUAAUGUAUCAGGGAGAAGUUAUGUGUGCAACAUCUAAUGCUCAACUGUCUCAAUUAAAUCUUACUACUCACGACAGUUCCCAAGUGGGAAUGAUACUGGAAAGAGACAAAAAUGUCACGGAAUCCAAUUUUUUUAAACAGUUAGCACUACACAGGUUUCAGUCCGCUUUUAAAACAUGCCAACAUUUAAACUCAAAAGAUUUGUUAUUGUUAUUAGCUGAAGAAUGCCUCAGGUGUCUUGAUUUUGAUACAGCUAUUCAGAUUUAUAGCAGAAUAGAUGAUGUGUCAAUGGUAUUGUGUCUCCAGAGCGUUUUAGAUAUUGAAGAUUGGAAGUUACUGUUUGGUUACACCGCUAUGUUUCUAAACGAAUACGAGAAAGCACAAGCUUGGUUCUUAAAAUCGAAUCAACCUUUACUUGCUUUAGAAAUGAGACGUGAUUUAUUACAGUGGGAAGAAGCACUACGGUUGGCUAAAAAAAUGGCUCCCGAACAGGUCUGCAUGAUAUCCCGGGAAUAUGCACAGCAAUUAGAAUUUUUAGGGAGUUACAGUGAGUCGUUGGUUCACUAUGAGAAAGCCUUGCAAGAAAACUUGAGCGCCGAACACACAUUCACGUGCAAGGCUGGAAUUGCACGAACAACUUUACAUUGUGGAAAUUAUCGUCAUGGCAUUAGCAUAGCUAUGGAAUUGGACCACAAGCAAUUGCUUAGAGAAUGUGCCGAAAUACUUGAUAAAAAAAAGCAAGUUGCUGAAGCUGCAAUGCUGUAUGAAAAGUGUGAUCAGUUUGACAAAGCUGCAUCGAAUCAUAUACUGCUAAAAAAUUGGAAGACAGUCGGCGAGUUGUUGCCUAAUGUAACAUCCAAUAGAAUCUACCUACAGUAUGCUAAAGCUAAAGAAGCAGAAGGGCAAUUUGAAAAUGCUGUUAAAGCCUAUGAAAAAGCGAGAGAUUAUGACUCAAUGAUUAGACUACAUUUAGAUCAUUUGAACAAUCCUGAAGUCGCCGUUGAAAUUGUUCAAGAAACAAAGAGCGUUGAAGGAGCUAAACUAGUUGCUAUGUUUUUCCAAAAACUGAAUGACAUGUCGUCCGCAAUCAAAUUUUUGGUUCUAUCAAAAUGCAUAGACGAUGCUUUUGAGUUAGCCAAGAAAAAUGGAAAACUUGAGCUUUAUGGUGAGGUGCUUCUCAAUAGUUUUACUGAGGAUGAAAUAAAACCUAAAGAUUUUGCAAAUAUUGCUCAAUAUUUUGAAAAUGAACGCGACUCUUUUUUGUCUGGAAAAUAUUGGUUUCACGCCAAAGAAUAUCAGAAGGCAAUGAAACACCUGCUUACUGCUGCAAAAUCCAACUCUAAAGAAAAGGAAGCUAUAACAGUGGCAAUUGAUGUAGUUGCUUCUUCAAAAGACCAGUCGCUUGCCCAAAUUCUUAUCGAGUUUUUAAUUGGAGAUUCGGAUGGCUUUCCAAAGGAUCCUAAGUAUUUGUUCAGAUUAUAUAUGGCAAGAAAACAGUACAAAGAAGCAUCUAAAUCAGCAUUGAUAAUCGCGAACGAAGAGCAGAUUAAUGGAUUUUACAGGAAUGCACAUGAUGUCCUAUUUGCAAUGUACCAAGAACUUAAGCAAAACAGCAUUACCAUUCCUUUAGAGAUGUAUACGAAUUUGAUGCUGUUACAUAGUUAUAUCUUAGUGAGGCUUCAUGUGAAAAGGGGAGAUCACACGAAAGGCGCGCGAUUGCUUAUAAGGGUUGCGAAUAAUAUAUCUAAGUUUCCUUCUCACAUUGUUCCCAUUUUAACGUCAACCGUAAUAGAAUGCCACAGAGCAGGAUUGAGACAUGCGGCAUAUAAGUUCGCAACUGAUCUAAUGAAUCCCGAAUAUAGAAAGCAGGUUGAUAAGAAAUACGCAAAGAAAAUUGAAGCAGUGGUUCGCAAGCCGCCAAAAACUGGAAAAGAUGGUGAAGAAGCUGGAGAUCCAUUGGAAUCAACCAGUCCAUGUCCAUACUGCGAGAAAAUGUUACCGGAAAGUGAAAUAAACUGCAACAAUUGCAAAAAUAAUCUGCCCUUUUGCAUUGCAACGGGCCGUCACAUAACUACCAGCGGGCUCACAUGUUGCCCGAAUUGUGAAUUUCCAGCUUUCUGGAAUGAUUUUCUCGAAGUUCUGAAAAGCGAAGCUUCUUGCCCAAUGUGCUCUGAGCCAGUAGAUGAAAAUCGCUUAGUUCAAUUACAGGAUAUCAAGGAGUAUUUAAAUAUAGAAUAAUUUUUUUAUACUAACUUAAUAGUGUUACUAGUUCCAUGAUCUCACCCAUUUUGUUGCAAAUCUUUUGCUGUUAUUUUUUCCGUUGUUAUCUUUAUAAAUGUAUUAUUUAUUGAAUA
This is a messenger RNA of Dendroctonus ponderosae (mountain pine beetle), 4634 nucleotides long. It is a transcript of the gene Oseg6, whose product is annotated as WD repeat-containing protein 19. The record is from RefSeq and is a predicted model, not a curated record. The coding region runs from base 424 to 4518 and encodes 1364 amino acids. Lineage: Eukaryota; Metazoa; Arthropoda; Insecta; Coleoptera; Curculionidae. Gene Ontology annotation, biological process: intraciliary retrograde transport; cilium assembly. The transcript has 21 exons. Gene Ontology annotation, cellular component: cilium; intraciliary transport particle A. Gene Ontology annotation, molecular function: protein binding.